Trichoderma harzianum CBS 226.95 is the source of this 763-nucleotide messenger RNA. RefSeq lists its product as hypothetical. NCBI's taxonomy places the organism in Eukaryota, Fungi, Ascomycota, Sordariomycetes, Hypocreales, Hypocreaceae. The coding region runs from base 83 to 520 and encodes 145 amino acids. The transcript has a single exon. The record is from RefSeq and is a predicted model, not a curated record.
GCUCGAGCCAAUCUCCCCAAGAGCAACAAGUGGAGGUCAGCUAGCAAUACUAGCUAGGCCCGCAACUUGUGCCGUAAUCUGUAUGUGCUCGGGAGCUGCAUGCGCGCCAGAGGGGAAAAGGAUGGAAGGGGAAGGGGAGAAGAAAAUGCUUUGUAGAUCCGGAUCUCCAGAACGGCCCAAGGCGGACAGGCCGGCUCCAGACUCGGUUGAGCCAACGCAUCAGUCAGUCCACCAUCACCACGGGUCUGGUCUCGCCUUGCCUUUCCUUGCGACUCCGCCUGGCUGGUCCCUCCCUUUCCGUAGCUGUGAAUUUCCAUCUUGCUUCUGCCAUCUCUGCGCGCCGUGUGUUGUUGUUGUUACUGCUGUUGUUGUGGUGCCGCCCAACUUGAAGCCAUCGCCAGCAGCCUCGUUGACGAGCAUCAGCCUUUGUGACUGUGGCGAGACCAUUGACUACUGGCUUUGGCCGAUAAGCCAACAUUGGCAUAACUACUCUUUUAAUUCUUCAGUUUACUUCUUUUAAAGAAUACUCGAGUAUAUUCCUGCUCGUCUGCAAGGCAGCAAAUAAGCGAAAGGCAAAGCAAAUCAAGGCAAAAAAAAACAAAAAAACAAAAAGCACUCGCGCUGUGGCAGCUUCCAGUCCAGUCCAGCCCCAGACUCUGCGCAGGCCGUCAUCGCCAUCAUAUCAUUCUUUAGCGAGGCUUUUCCUGCCAGCCCAGCUCUAGCCGACUUUGUCAUCCACCCAUCAAAUCCCAUCCCAUCCCAU